UUUAAGCAUGCACAAGAGGAAGAGAUCAUUAAUCCAUAUGAAGGAAUCAAACCUUUGUCAACAUGCUUCCUAAGGAAAGCUUAACUGCUGUCCUCAACAACCUGAGAAACAGUAAUACAAGAGACAGAACUCUCUUUUUUAAAGCAGCAAAGGAAAAUAAUGUCAAAGUACUGGAAAGACUAAUUGAAGAGGGUGUUGAUCCUUUGGUGAAAGGUGCUAUGGGGGAAAAUGUGCUACAUCUCACAGCUCUGUACAAUAACUUGGAGGCUCUAGUUCUUCUGUUGGAUGCAUUUCCAUUCCUUAUCAAUAAAUCAAUCGAAUGUGAAAUAUACAAAGGGGAGACGGCUUUACACAUAGCAAUUAUAAACCAGAAUGCAGACAUGGUUAAAGAGUUAAUUGCACGAAAAGCAGACACACGAAAUGCUCGAGCUGUGGGUACAUUUUUUGCUCCAAGGAGGAAAGGACACUAUUAUUACGGGGAGUAUGUCACAUCUUUUGCUGCUUCCGUGGGGAAUCAGGAGAUUCUUCAGCUGCUGGUUGAAAGUGGAGCACCUUUGCAAUUGCAAGACAACCAAGGAAAUACAGUACUACAUAUUCUGGUUCUGCAUCCUAAUAAGGCUAUGGCUUGCAAGACAUAUGAUUUUUUAAUCUCGCUAAUUCCUGAAGAGCAAGUUGCCCAUUUAGAGAGCAUUGCUAAUAAUGAUGGACUGACACCGUUAAAGCUGGCUGCACAAGAAGGAGAUACAGUGAUGUUUAGGUUUUUCAUGAAAAGGAAGAGACAUACUUACAGUUCGUUUGGCCCACUAACAUCUGCAUUGUAUGAUCUAACAGAAAUUGAUUCUUGGGAUGACAAGCAGUCGGUUAUUGAUGUUAUCUGCUCCUGCAAAAACAGCUUGCCGAGACAUCUUUUAGAAAUAACGCCACUGAAAGAACUGCUUCUGUUCAAAUGGUCAACUUUUGGAUACAAGUACUUUUUACUCUGCACGCUGCUGUAUGUUCUAUACACUACCAUCCUGACAUCGUGCUGUUUGUAUCGGCCGCUAAUGGAAGAGAGGGAGGCCGCAUACGGGGAGGAGAGGAGAGUGGUCACAAAACCGUUACAGGAAUGGUAUAUAUCUAGAGAUGAUUACGUGCGACUAUUUGGAGAAAUAAUUGUGAUAACAGGUGCCUUUAUAAUUCUUAUAGCUGAGAUUUCCAGACUGGUCAGGAAAGGACCAAGACAUUUCUUUGGAAAUACAGUGACAGGGGGACCAUUUCAUGUUAUCAUGCUGCUUUAUGGCUGCUUUAUCCUAACGGUGGUGAUACUGAGAUUUGCUCGCAGUGAUGGGGAGACAGCAGUGAUGUCACUGGCGCUCAUAAGCGCCUGGUGUAAUGUGAUCUAUUUUGCUCGCGGAUUCAGGCUGCUUGGACCUUUGUGCAUAAUGAUUCAGAAGAUGAUACUUGAUGAUCUUUUACGGUUUUGUGUAAUUCUGGCAAUUGCUCUUAUCGGAUUUGCAGCAGCUUUUGAUGUUCAUUUCCAGGCUAUGAAUGCUACCAUGUUUCCACAAUUUCACGACUUCCCAGAGACAGUUUUUACACUAUUUCAGUUAAUGAUGGGUCUCAACAAGCUGCAAGUACCUUCAAAUGUAACCAUGCCAACAAUAAUAACGCUUCUUUACAUGGUAUAUAUGUUUUUCGCCUUUGUUUUGCUGCUGAACCUUCUAAUCGCCCUGAUGACAGAUACUCACUUUCGGGUGAGCAGUGAGCGCACCAGUUUAUGGCGGGCACAGGUUGCAGAUACAACGAUUAUGUUUGAAAGAAUGCUCCCUAGCUGGCUGUGGCCAAGAACUGGGAUCCCUGGGGAAAUCAUUGGUCUGCAGAAAGGAAAGUGGUAUCUAAGAGUGAAUGAGAAAAACAAUGUUUUUUUACCAGAAAAAAUGAACACACAAGAAAACCCUGAAAAACCCAAGCAAUCCCUUUUGAAGAACUGGAGCCUUGUUCAUGCGGACAUAACUAACAUGGUUAAGAACAAACGCAUCCAUCAACACCUUGCCCAUGCUCACACCUAGAAGGUUGGCAACUGGAAUAUAAAUGACGUGUGGAAGAAUCAGGAUUCUAGAUUUUAGGACAGUCAAAACAGUUGGGAUUUUAACAGCAAAUUUACCCAUUCAUAUUUUAUGCCACAUAGAGACUAUUAUUAAAAUCAUCAACCAUACCCAUUCCUCUAUUACUGGCA
This is a messenger RNA of Spea bombifrons (plains spadefoot toad), 2215 nucleotides long. RefSeq names its product transient receptor potential cation channel subfamily V member 6-like. Gene Ontology annotation, cellular component: membrane. Gene Ontology annotation, molecular function: calcium channel activity; protein binding. The record is from RefSeq and is a predicted model, not a curated record. The transcript is spliced from 15 exons. NCBI's taxonomy places the organism in Eukaryota, Metazoa, Chordata, Amphibia, Anura, Pelobatidae. Gene Ontology annotation, biological process: calcium ion import across plasma membrane. The coding region runs from base 63 to 2048 and encodes 661 amino acids.